Molecule: messenger RNA, 2290 nt
Organism: Lepus europaeus (European hare)
Lineage: Eukaryota; Metazoa; Chordata; Mammalia; Lagomorpha; Leporidae
Product: left-right determination factor 2-like
Exons: 4
Coding region: 1-843 (280 amino acids)
Biological process (GO): BMP signaling pathway; SMAD protein signal transduction
Cellular component (GO): extracellular region
Molecular function (GO): growth factor activity; cytokine activity; transforming growth factor beta receptor binding
Source: RefSeq, a predicted model, not a curated record
AUGGCCUCCUUGUCUCCUCGCUACCCCAAAAAGGGGCAAAAUCAACAAACACUGAAUGAACUGAAGCGAAAGAGAGAGGUGGUGGGCAAGUUCCUGCUGUCGGACGCCUCCACGCACCUGCUGGAGUUCAGCAUGGAGAAGCGGCUGCCGCCCAACAGCGAGCUGGUGCAGGCCGUGCUUCGGCUCUUCCAGGAGCCGGUCCCCAAGGCGGCGCUGCGCAGGCCCGGGCUGUCCCCGCGCCACGCCCAGACGAGGGUCACCAUCGAGUGGCUGCGCGUCCGUGAGGACGGCUCCAACCGCACCUCCCUCAUAGACUCCAGGCUGGUGUCCCUCCACGAGAGCGGCUGGAAGACACUGCUGCUGCUGGUGUCGGUGCACAGGGAGCACCUGGUCCCCGGGGCGUCCAGCGCGCACAAGCUGGUGCGGUUUGCCCCGCAGGGGGAGCCUGGUGGCGUGCAGGACGAGCCGCAGCUGGAGCUGCAUACCCUGGACCUCAAGGAUUACGGAGCUCAGGGCAGUUGUGACCCUGAGGUGCCACUGACUGAGGGCACUCGCUGCUGCCGCCGGGAGAUGUUCGUGGACCUGCAGGGGAUGAAGUGGGCCGAGAACUGGAUACUGGAGCCCCCAGGCUUCGUGGCCCACGAGUGUGUGGGCAGCUGCUGGCAGCUGCCAGAGCCCCUGUCUUUCAAGUGGCCGUUUCUGGGACCACGGCGGUGCAUCGCCUCGGAGAUGGCCGCAUUGCCCAUGAUCGUCAGCAUCCAGGAGGGAGGCAGGAUCAGGCCCCGGGUGGUCAGCCUGCCCAACAUGAGGGUGAAGCAGUGCAGCUGUGCCCAGUGGCCUUGAGCCAUAGGUGCCUGUGUGGUCCCAGGGGACUUGGCUUCUGGGUGUGUGUCCGAAGUGUUCCAGGGCACCAGGUCAGAUGGAGCAUACUGACUGCUAAGGGGCAAACGCUGUGCUGUCCACUAAGUCUGGCAUUUGCUUCCUCUGACAGUCAGCUCGUCGAGUCAGCUCCCAGGAUUGAGACCCUGGCCGUGGAGUAGCUCUCGUCCAGUGUUCUCUGUUCUUCCUCCUUGGCUGCAGCAUACCCUAAGCGCUUAGAUGUGUUGAUACUGGAACCUCAGGGCAGAGGGACCAAGGUGUCCUGAUUUCCUGUCCCGUCACAGAGUGUGGGCUGGCCUCCAGCCACUACUUUGGAGCUAAUUCCUCAGAUCAAGUGUGGGCUGUGCCUCCCCUUACAUGGGCUUUGCAACACACAAAACAAAUUUAUUCUGUUAACUUUGUCUUUCUCUAUUUUAUCUAAAGCCCUACAAGCUGGGAAGGGAAUGGAAAGUUCUACAGUGAUUGGGGCUAGCUGACGGAGAAUGAAGCAAGGAGCUUGGCUUCGUCAAGGUCUUGGUUCAGCAAUACCAGAAGCCAGGACUCAAAUGCAUUCGGAUUCUAGUGGCCGUGAUGCCUGUGAGACACGUCUUUUUGUUGUUGAUGGUCUUGUUGCAUAGUGAUUGGAUGUUAUUUCAACUGCUUACAUCAACAAUUUAAAAAGCUGAUUAUCAGAACAAUCGUUGACACAAGGAUGUGGGUCAGCACUUUAGAUUUUGGGCACAGAGAGUCGAUUUUCACAGCGUUGGAUCUCACAGUAUAGAACGCCAAGAGCACAGGGGCUUCAAGUCUGUGACUUUGACAUGGAGUCUGGGCCUGGGGCUCAGACAUCUUGGGUUCUUUGCCAGUCUGCACAGCCCUUUUUAGCUAUAAAUUCAGUGUCUUCCAUGAGGCCGCCCAGUGGGGCUGGGGGUCUGUGGGCCCCUGCAGACACAGGUAGAACGUCCUUCACAUGCAAGCUGUCAGCUGUGGCUGGAAAGCCUGUCUCCAGGCCAACCGGCAUCUCCCCCACUAACAGCCCCUUGUGCUGCACGUGUGACCUUGCAGCCCGAAAUCACACCUUCAGGGUGGCUGCAGUCUUUCACCCUCAGCUGGCAGGGCAGGGGCUGAGUCCCUGGGGAGAGUUGGACUGGCUCUAAGAGACCCUGGCUAUCUUGUGUGACCUUGUGGUUUUAAAUCAUGUAAUUUAGUUGCAAUCUUCCACCCAGAGCUAGCAGAGGAGGGGGCUGAGCCCCUAGGAGACGGACAGUCUCCUGGAGACCCUCACUGUUUCCUUGAGCCCCAAGCCAAUCAACAUAUGUAUGUGAGACCCCUGUCCAAUGGGACCCCCAGUAGGAUGACCCAGUGAACAGAUACCAAUGCCUUAGAAACCCAGGACACCUCCUCAAAGCCAGUGUCCCGCUCGGGCACUCUG